AUGCGUUUCUCAAUCCCCGCGGUCCUUGUGGGGGUUUUUAUAGAAAAUUGCCUAGGCGGCGCUCUCCAGGUCAUCGAUGAGGACCAUGAGUGUAAAAUAUACUCUAGCGAUCACCAUGACUGCUUCGGCUAUUCUGCAUCAUUUGCAAAACUAAACAGGGACGAUUGUUCAGAAAUGAGCCAGGUCGUGAAUGGCACACGCAUAGAGUACUCUUAUAUUGAUGUCGCGGCAUGUGGCCAGGCGAACGGCAUUAAUGUUGCUUGGAUCCUCGUCAACCAGACCGGAGAAGUCACCUUCUUUAAUAAGAACGGCGACAAAGCUGAAUGUCUGCUCGAUAAUGGGCUCAAGACUGGCAGCUUGUGCAACACGUCUGAUCCUGAGCCCCUGACCAGCACAAGCGCAAGCCCGUCUUCGAGCGCUCCCGCGACUUCGACGCCUUCUUCGUCGUCCAUUGUUUCCAACUCCUCGGACACUGGGUCAUCUAUGUCAACCUGUUCGUGCGCAUAG
Molecule: messenger RNA, 507 nt
Organism: Penicillium argentinense
Lineage: Eukaryota; Fungi; Ascomycota; Eurotiomycetes; Eurotiales; Aspergillaceae
Exons: 2
Coding region: 1-507 (168 amino acids)
Source: RefSeq, a predicted model, not a curated record